This is a messenger RNA of Sinocyclocheilus rhinocerous, 4978 nucleotides long. RefSeq names its product zinc finger CCCH domain-containing protein 7B-like. The record is from RefSeq and is a predicted model, not a curated record. NCBI's taxonomy places the organism in Eukaryota, Metazoa, Chordata, Actinopteri, Cypriniformes, Cyprinidae. The transcript has 22 exons. Gene Ontology annotation, molecular function: protein binding; metal ion binding; miRNA binding. Gene Ontology annotation, biological process: miRNA processing. The coding region runs from base 241 to 2955 and encodes 904 amino acids.
GUCUCCAUCUCUCUGCCUUUAGGACCUCACAGCCUGGACGCUUUAGUUCAACUUGAGCUCUAUUUGGGGGAAACGACUCAAGUCGCACGUGUUCUGUCCGUUGAUUUGGGGCAGGCGAUUUAAUUAUUAAAAGUAUGAUUUUGAAGGAAUAAAACACCCAAACCUUUUACCUGAUCGUUAAAGGGAUUUAUUGCUUUAACAAACAGUUCCUGGUGGAAGAGAAGAUCUUAAGUCUUAGCUAUGGAUCCAGAACGACAAAAGCGUAAGGAAGAAAUUCAGAAAGCUUUGGGAUUCAUUCAGUCAUCUUUGCCUUUCCCUGAACCUGAAGGUUAUGAGGCAUUCCUGACUCAGCUAGUAUGUAAUUUGCUGGAUGAAGGUAACUCAGUGUAUCGCGAUGGAGAGUGGAGACAGGCAGCCGUCCAUUACAGCGAGGGUGUGAAUGUAGCUCGCUAUGCUCAGUCUGAAGCACUGGUCAUUCCCCCUGAGCUGUUAGAGAGCCUUUAUGUGAACCGGGCAGCUGCACAUUAUAGUCUGGGGGAGUUUGAGCGGGGCGUGCAGGACUGUGAUAGUGCACUGUGUGUGUCGGAGGGCAGUCGCAGGGCACUCUACAGGAAGGCACUUUGUCUGAGGGAGCUGGGCAGACUCAGAGAGGCUUACGAGUGUGGCACCGGAUGCCUAUUAACUGCCCCUCAUGACCGGCAAGUCAGUGAGCUUGCUCAGGAUCUAGCUAACAAACUUGGUUUAAAAAUCCGCAAAGCGUACAUCAGCCCUCAGCUUGAUUCUACAACCUCUGCAGCAGACAGCAAUGGAGAAACGAAUUCUCCUACAGGGGAGACCUCAUCAAAUGGUCUUGAGUCUUUGACUGAUAUUGGAUCAGAUUUAACAAGUGCGCAGUGCAUCCCUGCUCCUCUGGCUACACCUAUCCCAGUAAGUGAUGACCCACAGAUGCCCUCACUGAGCCCAGUUGUGCCCCAAGACAUGCCAGAAAGCCCAAGCCAGGAGCCAUCAGGGCGGGUGCCGUACUCUGUGCCUGUAUCUGAACACAUGGGUGAAUGUGUGAUGAAUGAGGACACCUCAUGUCUGGACACCUUGCUGGAAAGUAUUCCUAAAGGAGCUGAGGUCAGUGUGAACCCAGUUCAAGGGGCCAUUCCUACUAACCUACCAAACACUGCCGUGGGUUUGAGGCCUCCAUAUUCUCCAGGUCUCCCAGCAUCCUCUGCUCAGCUAAUGACUCCAUAUUUCAACUCUGCUGUCAGUCCGCUCUGCCCACUGGAGUCCUCCUCAGUUCUAGGUCAAAGCGAAGCCUCUUCUCAGACGAUGGACUCCCUUGGCUCCUUUAGCUCUGGAGCUAGAGACACUGCUGGGAAGGGGGGGUCUGGAUCACUAAGCACAGGAGGACUGGAUUCCCUCUCUGAGUACACACUUCCUGGUGGACGAAUCUCUCACAGUUUCAUCCCCAGUUUGCGGAAUCAUAAUCCCACCAAUGCAAAUGGACCAGUUGUUACCAACCUUUCUCUGCUGUCACGAAACCCUCUGGCUGCCACACAUGAGUUCAGACAGGCCUGUAAUGCUUGCUACAGUCGCAUAGGGCAACGGGUCAUGGACUACCAUUAUCAACCUGAUGCCGCGCAUCGCUGUAAGAGAGAUGUGCUGCUCUGCCGCCUCAAAUCCUCAGAUGACCCCACCUGGAAGAGGGUGCGACCCCGUCCUGCUCGUAAUAACUUUCUUGGGGCGUUUGUUCUUUGCAAAGAGGUACAAGAGCGUCAGGAGUGCCAGUAUGGUGAAAACUGCACUUUUGCCUAUUGCCAGGAGGAGAUAGAUGUUUGGACACAAGAGAGGAAGGGAGCUCUAAGUCGUGAGCUUCUGUUUGACCCUCUGGGCACCAACGAACGACGGGCCCUCAGUGUCACCCGUCUCCUUCAGCUCCAUAUGGGCAUGUUUAUGUUCCUCUGUGAGGAAUGUUUUGACAGUAAGCCUCGUAUCAUUAGCAAGCGAAGCAAGGAGAAUCUCGCUGUGUGUUCCAACCUCACUGCACGACAUCCCUUUGAUGAUAACAAGUGCCUGGUGCACGUGGUUCGCUCAGCAAACGUACGCUACAGUAAAGUACGCCCUCUUCACCCACUCUGCCAGUUUGAUGUGUGCCGCCAUGAGGUGCGAUAUGGUUGCCAGCGGGAGGACAGUUGCUCCUUUGCACAUUCAGUCAUAGAACUCAAGUGUUGGGUUCUUCAGCAGGACACAGGUAUUACCCAUGAGGAGAUGGUGCAGGAGUCUAAGAGACACUGGCACAGAUUGGAACAGAAUUCGCAGAGACAGAAGCCCAUGCUCAGCUCCCACCAGCCCAGCGGGAGCAGCAGUAGUGCUGUGGUCUCUGGAGGAGUUGUCAGUGGAGGCGGAGAUGGCAUUGGGGGUGGAAGCACCGGAGGAGGUGGAGGAGGACUUGUAGGAUGCGGUCGAGGGCGCGGCUUGAAUCUGAAGAUGAAGUUUGUGUGUGGACAGUGUUGGAGGGAGGGUCAGGUCAAUGAGCCAGACAAGUCACUGAAGUACUGCACUGCCAAAGCCAGGCACAGCUGGACAAAAGAGCGCAGGGUGUUGCUAGUGAAAUCGUUUGAGAAGAAAAAGUGGGUGGUAGUGCGACCGCUCCCUUUUUCCCGUACCUACCCCCAACAAUAUGAUAUGUGUGUUCAUGUCAUGAAACAGAAGAAGUGCCACUAUAUUGGGAACUGUUCUUUUGCACACAGUUUGGAGGAGCGGGAUGUGUGGACCUAUAUGAAAAACAACAGCUUGAGAGACAUGCAGCAGAUGUACGAGAUGUGGCUUUCGUUGACCAAUCAGAACCGACGUGCAGACGACACCCUCAUGACUCCACCCCCAGAAGAAAAACGGAUCGCCAUGCCAACUGACUAUUCUGAGUCAAUGGUUGGGCGACGGAUGUCUGGUGGUGGAGGGGAUCUGUGACCUGGUCCUGAAAGUGUGUGGUUACAGGCGGUCUGGAUGAAACUUCCUGUUCAGAUGUCAGCUUCUAAGGCCCUUUCCCACUCUUUCAGUGCCACUCUGGGAAGUACAAGACUCUGCUGCCCUUCAGGGCAAAGUGCUUGACUAUAGGACUAAUACAGUGAUUGUUGCCACAUACACACAUCCCACAUGCUUUUUCACCCAUUAUCAAACACGUUCGCCCACUCACUGACAUGACACUUGGCACAGGCUUAUAGGGUGUCAUGUGAGUACACACUGGUACUUUUACAGCUAACUCAAGUAAGGGCAGUUUGUUUUUACGUUCUUUAAACACAUAUUUGAGGAGUUGAAGAUCUAUUCCCACAGUGCUUUUUUAACUCAAAACCAAAACAGACUGGUUGUCCCCGUAUCAAAUCAAAGCACCUGUCAUGCAGGCCACUCAUGUUUCAGUCAAGUAUGUGGUGGCAGAUGGCAGAUUGAUGAUUUUGUCUGAAGUUAUGAAGUGGUGCUUAACUGUUCCUGCCAUAUUGGUAGAAGAGUUUGAAUGUACAGCCAAAUGCGGCCAUUUACAAGAAAUUUGAGAUUUGUUCAGAUGUCGAAUGUAUUUGAUACACUAAGGCAAUUAAUAACGGACUAAGUAAAAACCACCCCAACUCACAUAAUGCCAGUCACAGAUCUUGCACUGACAUACACUCAUUUCCUCAUUCUUUCCAUUUGCACUGAGUGAGUUUGGCAGUGCUUGAUAAAGAAGAGGAUAGAAUGCACACAAGGGCUGUUUGCAGACUUGAGUCAUCAGACUAUUUGGAUUGAAAAUACACUUUGUAUUAUUAUUAUUAUUAUUUUUUCUUUGAUCGAGUGAUUGGCGGUUGGAAGAUGCUUCCGUGUUUGUUCAUUCAAGCUAAUAGAUUGGGAUUUGAAGUGCAUAAUCUGUGACACCCAUAAACAUGCAAUUAAGAGACUCUUGUUUGCCACAGUUCAACGUGGGCCAGUAGCUCAUUAGUUCUCCAUAUGUACCAUUUAUUGAUUUCAUAUUAAGAGCAUGAACGGAAAUGCAUUGCAAGAAUAUAGGCAAAAGAGCUGUACUUGCCCUGCCUGUUUGUAGUUAUAUUCAUAAUAUACUGUCAAGACAUGCAGUGCUACCCUUAGUACGCCUUGUCCUUAUUUUCAGUGGACAUGAGAUAUAUAUAUAUAUAUAUAUAUAUAUAUACACACACACACACACAUAUAUCUACUGGCAUACUACUAAUGAUUAUUGAUAACUUAGCAGUUAAGCUUAAUUAAGUAUAACCUUACCUUGUAUUGAUUACAUAGAACUUCUUGUUAUUGAGCUAUGCUGUAUGACGUAUUGCUGAUUAGAUGGUUAGUGAUUUUUUUUUCUUACAUGAGUCAUUCCAGAAGUGUCCGAUUUGUGAGGUCUAGAUGAGAAUGUGCUGCCUCAAACUGCCUAUAAAUGCUAUAGAAAGGUAAUUUAAUCACCCUGAGAUAGUUUGUUAUAGAAAAUGGAAUCAAGCUUGUAAUUUUGCAUUGAAUUUAAAUCAGGGUUUAAAUAACACGUGAAGGAGCAGAUUUGGCCUGGUAACAGAUUCCAGCUUGUAUGGAGAUUGAGAGGGACAUUCUGGAGCGACCUAGUACGCUUUACAGAGGGAUCAUAUUAUUACUGCUGCUAUUAUUAUUAUGAUGAUGACAGUGAUGAUAAUGAUUGCCAUUAUGACUACUUCUAUCUUCCUAUAUGCUAUUGAUAUAUGUAUAUGUUAAUUGCUAUGUAUAACACUUUAAAUAUAUGUAUCCAUGUAUGAAUAUAAUACUUAACAGUGAAUUAUGUCUAUGUAUGCUUAGUGGGCUGUCCAGAAUAGAGGAAUUGAGAUCCUAGGCUAGUUAUCUUUAUUUUCUUUCAGCCUAAACUCAAUGAAAAGCAAGUGACACCAUUAACGUUUAGUGUCAUGCUUUUGUGAUGUGUGUUAGUUGCUGUCAGGUUUCUGAAACCUGGGAUCUCUUUUAAGAGGGUUUAUAGAGUGGUUGUAGUGAA